Messenger RNA from Paraglomus brasilianum, 537 nucleotides. Lineage: Eukaryota; Fungi; Glomeromycota; Glomeromycetes; Paraglomerales; Paraglomeraceae. The record is from the annotation of a GenBank genome assembly.
AUGAUUACCUCUGGGAUGCCAAUUUACAAAGUCUUUGUUCCGCUAAUUUUGUGGAGUUCGUUUGUAUGGGCAUCUAAUACGGGACCAUUAGUUGGAUAUGAUGAAGAUUCCUUGUGGAGCAAGACGCCAUUCGAACCAAAUCUUGCUUUUUUCGCCGCCUUAUUUUAUGUGUGCUACUACCUACUGUUGGAACCUAUCGCUGGGUUAAUUUAUGCUCCUAUUAUCCUCGGAAUGGCAUAUAAUGCAACCGAGUUUAUGAAGACAUAUCCGGGUCAUAACUAUCUCGCUGGAAUCGUUCACGUUGGAAGUUGGAUCGUUCAGUUCAUUGGUCACGGAGUUUUUGAGAAGAGAAGUCCCGCUUUGAAGGAUAAUAUCGCUCAAGCACUGCUUCUCGCUCCCUUGUUUGUAUGGCUUGAAGUUCUGUUUGCCACUGGGUAUCGACCUGCCCUACAGAAACGUGUAGAAGCCAAGGUUAAUACUGCUAUUACCAAAUUUAAGGCAGGACAAAAGAAGGCAGGGCAAAAGAAGGCAGAUUGA